AUGGAGGGACUGGGAAUGGCUUACACGCGAGCGAAGGUCGUCGAGGAGAUCAGCGCGACGGCUGACCGUGUCUUCGGCGAGAUCGGGGCCUUCAACAAUCUGCCCGUGAUCAUGGCCGGCACCAUCACGAGGAGCACGCUCGACAAGAAGGGCGUGGUGCGGACGCUCAGGAUCAAGGGGAUGAAGGGCUCGCUCGACGAGACCCUGCUGAAGUACGACACGGCGGCGCGCGUGCAGAUCUAUACGAUCACCGCCGACCCGAACGACUUGGCGCCCUUCAACGAUUACACCUCCACGGUCAAGGUGAAGCCGAUCACGUCGCGGCGCAGUGCGGUUGAAUGGACCAGCCGCUUCGUGCCGAAGAAGGGCAAGACCAAGGCGGAAUGCAUCGAGUUCGCCGAAGGCAUCUACCGCCUUGGAAUCCAGGGCACCAGGGACGUGCUCGGGGUCAAGAAAUAG
Geodia barretti is the source of this 459-nucleotide messenger RNA. NCBI's taxonomy places the organism in Eukaryota, Metazoa, Porifera, Demospongiae, Tetractinellida, Geodiidae. The record is from the annotation of a GenBank genome assembly.